AUGAUCGUCGCCACAUGGAACAUAAGGGGACUGCAGCAACUCCCCACACAAGCUGCAAUCGUCGAUUUUGUGAGAACAUGCAGAAUCGACGUCAUGGGUCUUUUGGAAACGAAGUUCACGAAGGAGAACUACACCUUCUUUCUUGAGAACUACUUCAGAGAUUGGAAAGCCGUGGACAACUUCGAGAUGAUCGAAAACAGUCGGAUGCUUCUAAUCUGGAAUCCAAGCAGAGUGGAACUCGAGCCGAUCAAAGUGGAAGAACAAGCCAUCUACGCCAAAAUCAGGUGCUUGACUUCCAAUAACUCAUUUCACUUUGUCCUUGUUUAUGGUUUACACACUGUUGCGGAUAGACGACCCCUAUGGGACUCGUUAGUUGAGCAGGUGGUGCAGGAUGAACCGACACUUGUUAGCGGCGACUUCAACAACGUGCUCGCCGAUGAUGAGAGAGUAGGGGGCAUCGUACCAACCGAAUAUGAGAUAAAGAACAUGGUGGACACGUGUGCCUUGCUUGGCUUCAAUAAGCUCGUGGAGGAUAAUUGGGCUACCAACAUCCGAGGGAAGGCUCAAUAUGUACUCGCCGAACACGGGAAGGAAUUCAAGAAGCAUCUCAAGGAGUUCAACUUCAAGGAAUUCAGUGAGCUCUCAAAAAGGGCCAAGGAGGCCGGGGAAAAGCUUGAGCUGAUGCAAAAACAGGCGGACAGGGACACAUCAGACCUUGCCCUUCGGGUCCGGAUCACCAACCAGAAGAAGAAGACUGCUUAUCUUGAGAAUUCCGAAAGGGAGUAUUAUAAGCAAAAAGUCAAAUUCAAGCAUUUACUCCUCAGUGAUCGCAGUACUUCAUUCUUCCAUUCACUUGUUAAUCGGAACAACUCACGCAAUUAUAUUGCAUUCCUCUACAUGAGAGAUGGCACCAUCAUUAGGGAUCAAGAGGAAAUUAUUAGCGAGUUCGUGGACUUCUACUCGACUCUCUUGGGUACCAAGAAGGAGCCGGAUCCCAUCAAGAUGUAUAUCAUUAGGCAAGGCCCCCUUGUGAGCGAGGAGGACAGUAGGGACAUGGUGGGACCCAUCACGGCCGACGAGAUCAAAGAUGCCUUGUUCGACAUUGGGAACGACAAGGCGCCGCCCCGAUGGCUACUCCUCGGCAUUCUUCAAAAAGCAAUGGGAGCGAGUGGGCAAAGAUGUGGUUGA
This is a messenger RNA of Salvia splendens (bonfire salvia), 1188 nucleotides long. RefSeq lists its product as uncharacterized. Bases 1 to 1188 code for a protein of 395 amino acids. Lineage: Eukaryota; Viridiplantae; Streptophyta; Magnoliopsida; Lamiales; Lamiaceae. The transcript has 2 exons. The record is from RefSeq and is a predicted model, not a curated record.